AUGGUUGCUCAAGUUCAAAAAGUUGCUCCAGCUUUCAAGAAGACCGCUGUCAUUGACGGUGUCUUUGAAGAAGUCUCCUUAGAACAAUACAAAGGUAAAUAUGUCGUUUUAGCUUUUGUUCCAAUGGCCUUCACUUUUGUUUGUCCAACUGAAAUUAUUGCAUUUUCAAAGGCCGCUAAAAGAUUUAGAGAUAUUGGUGCGGAAGUUUUAUUUGCUUCUACUGAUUCUGAAUUUACUCUGUUAGCAUGGACCAAUUUAGAUCAAGCUAAUGGUGGUUUAGGACCAAUCGAUAUUCCAUUAAUUGCGGACACUAAUCACACCCUUUCUAGAGACUACGGUGUUUUGAUUGAAGAAGAAGGUGUCGCUUUGAGGGGAUUAUUUGUAAUUGAUGGUAAGGGUGUUGUCAGACAUAUCACAAUAAAUGAUUUGCCAGUUGGUAGAAAUGUCGAAGAAGCCUUAAGAAUUGUUGAAGGUUUCCAAUGGGUUGAUAAGAAUGGUACAGUUUUACCAUGUAACUGGACUCCAGGUUCCGCUACUAUCAAGCCAACAGUUGAGGAUUCCAAGGAAUAUUUUAAGAAAACAGCCAAUGAAAAAAAUUGA
Molecule: messenger RNA, 600 nt
Organism: Arxiozyma heterogenica
Lineage: Eukaryota; Fungi; Ascomycota; Saccharomycetes; Saccharomycetales; Saccharomycetaceae
Product: peroxiredoxin
Exons: 1
Coding region: 1-600 (199 amino acids)
Biological process (GO): response to oxidative stress; cellular response to stress; hydrogen peroxide catabolic process
Cellular component (GO): cytosol
Molecular function (GO): thioredoxin peroxidase activity
Source: RefSeq, a predicted model, not a curated record